AUGUCUACUCGAACCGCAUUCAGGACUCGCGACAAUGUCCCCGUAGCCGAUGGACCAUGUGCACCGGAUGUUCAGUGGGCCACGAUAUACUUUGACCCCGAAGAUUCCGGUCUCAACGACGUAGAAUUGGUCCGUCUGAUGAUGUACCGAGUCGUGAACCGCCAGGCCGAGGUCGAUGCUCUACCUAUGCAUCACAGAUACUCACAUUGUCUCUCAGUCCGUAUCGCCGGGUCCCUUCCUGACGCCGAUGCAGUCUUCGAAGUCGCUGAAGCAAUGGUGGACUAUUUUUACAACCAAAUUUUGUCAGGGGCAUUUGUCGUUAACCGGUGUUAUAUUUUCCGCAGACGCUCGGUGGAUCUGUUUACGGAGUAG
Molecule: messenger RNA, 372 nt
Organism: Penicillium paradoxum
Lineage: Eukaryota; Fungi; Ascomycota; Eurotiomycetes; Eurotiales; Aspergillaceae
Exons: 1
Coding region: 1-372 (123 amino acids)
Source: RefSeq, a predicted model, not a curated record